Messenger RNA from Wasmannia auropunctata (little fire ant), 1416 nucleotides. It is a transcript of the gene Prdm13, whose product is annotated as sal-like protein 1. The transcript has 3 exons. NCBI's taxonomy places the organism in Eukaryota, Metazoa, Arthropoda, Insecta, Hymenoptera, Formicidae. Bases 1 to 1416 code for a protein of 471 amino acids. Gene Ontology annotation, cellular component: nucleus. The record is from RefSeq and is a predicted model, not a curated record.
AUGUAUCCCGUGGUAUCAGAAUACGAAACGAUAACAAGAAGAAACAAAGAACUGGAAAGAACUUUAUCUAAAAAAUAUCAAGUACAAAAACACCUAGAGCAGGAAUAUGUCAAUCUAUCCAUGGUCGGAAGGCCGAACUUCUUCUUGAGCAGACCGCUCGUUCGAGCUGCUGGACUUCUUAAGCGAAACUCCACAACGGAAAUUAUCCCUGUCAAUACGUUGUCUGAAGGAAAUACAUCGGUCAUUCAACAUAGUGUCAUUGAAAUUAUUGACGCUGGCGGUCGUCUUCACUGUCUCAAUGGAUCUAUAAGCCCAUCUUGUUGGCUAAAACUUAUCACCUUGGCGACAGAUUUCCAAAAUUACAACGUUCUACUUACAAUUAGCAAUGGCGAACUCGUGUUAAAAGCAACAAAGGAUAUAGCAUUAGGAGAACCAUUAUUAAUGUGGUUCGAGGAAACUAUUUUGACGAUGUUGAACAUUCCAUUUUUAACGCCGAUGAAUUGCAAUAUUCAAGGUCAGGUUUACAUGUGCCAUAAUUGCAACAGUUGUUUCGAUUAUCCGAAUCCUCUAAAGUUGCAUUUAGCGUUGGAUUGCAAUCGAAUGGAUAACAGUUACAUAUGGAUGCUUUUGGCGAAUAAGAUCGUUAAUUCCUCGAGAACGGAUCUGUCCUUCAGUCAAUAUUCGGCAAAAAGUUUCACGUUCGAGCUGAAACCCUUGCCCGUUUCCAAACCGAUAGCAUUACCGAUUGGCAUUCCAACGUAUCCGGUGCAAACGAUCGACACUACCACUUGCUCGUUAAGGAACGAUUCACCGUCUUCGUCGAAUCAAUUAUCGUCCGUAUCUUCGAACGGACCCUCACCGAUACCCCCGUAUUCCUCGGUAAAAUCCCCGCCGAUGGAAAUCUUACCGAGCUCGUCGACCUACGAAUCAUCCAUCGAGAACGUAACAGAGAGAAAUCGCUAUUUGACUGUGAGGCCCUACGAGGCUCUGCUGCAUCGGGAUGUCUACAGGAGUAGCUUCCUACCCUACGACAUGGCGCAUCCCAGCGUACAAGCGGAACCCAAGAAGAAGGAUCCCGCGGAGGUGGAGACGCUCGCCAGCGACAUGGGCAAAUGCGGUGCCGGAUAUAGAUGUAUAUUUUGUGAUAAAAUAUAUUCGAGAAAGUACGGACUUCGCAUUCACAUCAGGACGCAUACAGGUUACAAGCCGCUGAAGUGCCACUUUUGCCAGCACAGAUUCGGUGAUCCCAGUAAUCUCAAUAAGCAUGUCAGAUUGCACGCGACAGGCGACAGCCGUUACAAGUGCAAUAUGUGCGAUAAAGUUUUGGUCAGGAGGAGAGACUUGGAAAGGCACAUAAAUUCCUGGCAUUCAGAAAACGCUAAUGUUUCCAAUGUCGAAACCAAUGACGGGGAUUAA